AUGCAGCAUCGCAGAACUUCAGAGUACCAGAGGGUUUGUGGCGCGCAGUGGUGCUACGUGGUGGAGACCCCUGGGACAGUGGAAAGUCUUGCACAUCUCCACAGCUUGGCAAUCGACAAGUACAACUUUGGCGUCACUGCUGCAGGCAACGGUGUCGAAAGGCUCUCGAAAUCGGUCUGGUAUGCGGUACUAGCCCAAGGGCGUUGCGAUAUGGAAGCGCAUGCACUUGCAGACACUCUGCAGGCAUCGGUGGUUGCAACUGCAGAGGCUUGCUUGUAUGAAGCCGCAAUUCAUGCUAUAUUCGGCGGUGAUGUGGCCGCCUUUGCACGCGCACGACCUCAGGCAUCUUGGGAAGAUAAUGGACCAGAGGAAUCAGCACUUGCGGAACUAAAUGCGCUGCCUGGGACGACGCUUCAGACGCUUUCUGCGAGAUUGGCAGCGCAUGGCGCAGCGAGUAUUCCAGAGUUCCUCUUACAUCCAACCGAAGAUGAUGGGUCCGCAGAGUUUGCAUUGAUCUGCCGUGUCAAGGCUACUCUAGCAUGUAUCUGGCGACGUGUAGCUGGAACAGGAAGAAGUAUACUAGGACAUGACGCGUUGUAUGCUGUGCAGCUAUCAACAAGCCCAGCAACGAUCCAACUUGCGGCCUUUUACAGCGCGCCUUUGCAUAGUGCAAAUAAUGCUUGUGAAAUAGACUCCUGCCUUGAGGCGGCUAAAGAAGCCCUGGGAGCAGAAGCGGUGCCUGAACUUGCAUGCCGUGUCUGCGAUCAACUAUUUCGGAAGAAUGGUGCGCUGGCGCUAUCCGUCUCUUUGACAUCAGGGGAUAGGGCUCGCAAUUUUGUUGCGCUCGGGUGGCUCGCGGCUAUGCCUCUUGAGCUC
Messenger RNA from Aureococcus anophagefferens, 876 nucleotides. RefSeq lists its product as hypothetical. The annotation marks the transcript as partial. The transcript has 5 exons. Lineage: Eukaryota; Pelagophyceae; Pelagomonadales; Pelagomonadaceae. The record is from RefSeq and is a predicted model, not a curated record.